Messenger RNA from Pichia membranifaciens NRRL Y-2026, 1568 nucleotides. RefSeq lists its product as hypothetical. NCBI's taxonomy places the organism in Eukaryota, Fungi, Ascomycota, Pichiomycetes, Pichiales, Pichiaceae. The record is from RefSeq and is a predicted model, not a curated record. The coding region runs from base 195 to 1352 and encodes 385 amino acids. The transcript has a single exon.
UGGAAUGUGACGGUUGCCCCUACAGGAUCUCACUGCGUUACGCGUUUGCGCCAACAACAAACAGGCGUGCCUCCCCACUACAGACAACCUUAGGAAGGGCUGAAUGUAUGGGGAAAGAGUAAGAAGGGAGUCACAAGUGAACAGCAGGCAGAGUCACAUAUAGCCCAUAAAGAUCAACACAUAUCCACCAGCCCAUGAACUUACAGGUUUCUACUGGCCAGGCACCGCUAUCCCCGAUGGAGGAAUACAAGCAAUAUGAAGUCACACCUGGACAGAUGCAGAAAGACCGUGUGCCCAGUAAUCUAAACGAAACAAGCACCAGUGACGCUAGAAGAGAGAACGAAGGGGCCAGUAUAGACAAAGCGGUGAAGGAAAAUGUCCAAAACAUUGGUACUGGUAAAAACAACAGCACGAAUAGUAAUUACCAUAAUGGUCAGAUAGAUUCGAGGGCACCGAAUGCAAUCAUCACACCGGUUUCAGGCGACACAUUGUCUACUACAGGCACAGAGAGUUCAAAAGGCGACAGUCCGCAGACGAUAUCGAACAAAGCGGGCGAGGCUGCGUCAGGGUCUGACUCUUGGAAAGUCGACAUCAACCAGAUCGACCAAGAAGUGAGCAAGAUGCUCACCCAGCUAGAGCAGAUUGAGCAGAAGUUUGCGAGCUCCGACUUCGGUAUCAAGCGCACCAAUACCGAGCAGCAGCAUCAGCAGCAGCAGCAGCGUAGUCCAGUGACAACAAAUGCCGGCCUGAAGGAAAUACACAACCUGAUAGACAACUUCAAGUCGACCAUACUCAGGCUCAACCUCAAGAACACGCUCGUCAAAAACCAGCUUCUCUCGGUGAAAGACGACUACACCAUGGAGCGCUGCAUGCUUGUGAACAGGAUUGAGAACCUCGAGAAGGCGCUGCGAAUAAUCCAGGACGAGAACAACGCGGUGAACUCCAGAAACUUGAAACUUAUCAAGUACAUCCGAACACUGAAAAACGAAAAACUCAAACUGUAUAUUGCCGAAAACCGAAGACUCAAGGAGCACAUCGAGCGACUGGAACAGGAAUCUUCUCACAAUAUGAAUGCUCUCAGAAUAAACCACCCGCAAAGGUACUCCUCUAUCACGUCUCCUAUGAAUUCGAUCACCAGUCCAGUCCCUCCCAUUCCCGUUCCAGGCGGAACCUCGAUGCAGUAUCCCAUGGCAUACCGAGAAGAGGACGUUGACCCGCCCUAUCACAUCAGACAGCAGAUCAACUCUCCGACAAACUUCAACAUGCUCGACACCCUUGGUCGUUUGGCUACCGAGUACUUGCACAACGAGUACCCGGAGGAGGAGCAGGACGACCGCUUGGAACGUGCUUAGCCGACCCUCACCAUGCUGAGCACACUCCUCUGUGCAAGCCGCCUAUAUGUAUGUUUGUGUAGUAAUCAACAGAACUAAGUGCUAGAAGUUGAUGUUUCAAUACCCUACCGGGUCAAGCCUUCAAAAACAUGUUUGGGCCGAUCGGCGCAAAAUUUGCAAUCGGAAUGGUGCAGAGGGCGACGAGGGUGACGGCCGACUGGCUGAGUCGGUCAAUAU